AUGUCUGCAUCACGCCUAUUCGAGCCCCUCAAGCUGGGCAAUGUCACGCUUCAGCACCGUAUCGCCAUGGCCCCUCUGACCCGGUUCCGGGCAGAUGAAAACCAUGUGCCGCUGCCUUUUGUCAAGGAAUACUACGCCCAACGCGCCUCGACCCCGGGCACCCUCAUCAUCUCCGAAGCGACUCUCGUCUCCAAAAAGGCCGGCGGCUACGGCCUCGUCCCCGGCAUCUGGACCAAGGAGCAAAUCGCCGGCUGGAAGGAAGUGACGGACGCGGUACACGCCAAGGGCUCCUUCAUGUACCUGCAACUCUGGGCCCUGGGCCGCGUCGCCGACCCCAACAAUGCCGCCAAGGAGGGCAUCGAGAUCAAGGCCCCCAGCGCGAUCCCGCAGGCCGAGGGCGCCACGGUGCCCCAGGAGCUGACCCAGGACGAGAUCAAGUCGUUCGUCGCCGACUAUGCCCAGGCGGCCCGCAACGCCGUCGCCGCCGGCUUUGACGGCGUCGAGAUCCACGGCGCCAACGGCUACCUCAUUGACCAGUUCAACCAGGACACGGCCAACCAGCGCACCGACGCCUACGGCGGCAGCGUCGAGAACCGCUCCCGCUUCGCCGUCGAGGUGGCCUCGGCCGUGGUCGACGCCGUCGGCGCCGACAAGGUCGGCAUCCGCCUGUCGCCCUACUCGACGUUCCAGGGCAUGCGCAUGGCCGACCCCAUCCCCCAGUUUACCGACCUGGCCCGCAAGCUCAAGGCCCUCGGGCUCGCCUACCUGCACUUGGUCGAGGCCCGCAUCUCGGGCAACGCCACGAUAGAGACCACGGAAAAGGUCGACUUUCUCAUCGACGAGUGGGACAAUGUGUCGCCCGUGCUCAUUGCCGGCGGCUUCACGCCCGAGAGCGCCAAGCGCGCCGUCGACGACGAGUACAAGGGCAAGGACGUCGUCAUCGUCUUUGGGCGCCACUUUAUUUCCACGCCCGACCUGCCCUUCCGCGUCCAAAAGGGCAUCGAGCUGACCCCGUACGACCGCAACAAGUUUUACAAUGCCGGAGAGGAGGAGGGCUACAUUACCUGGCCGUUCAGUGAGGAGUUCCAGAGCCAGCAAAACGCCAAGAUUUAG
Pestalotiopsis fici W106-1 is the source of this 1113-nucleotide messenger RNA. RefSeq lists its product as uncharacterized. Bases 1 to 1113 code for a protein of 370 amino acids. The record is from RefSeq and is a predicted model, not a curated record. The transcript has a single exon. Gene Ontology annotation, molecular function: FMN binding; NADPH dehydrogenase activity. NCBI's taxonomy places the organism in Eukaryota, Fungi, Ascomycota, Sordariomycetes, Amphisphaeriales, Sporocadaceae.